AUGACGGGUGAUUGGAAUGGGAGUCGGACUGAACUUGCAGAAAAGGGAAUCAAAUUUGAUGGCACCAUUGCCAUGGACAGUUCAUAUCUCGCUGAUGGUGGUUAUGAUGCACAUCAAGCGCCAACAUUUGCGACACAAUUCGGACUGGGUACAACCUUAGAUAUGGGGAAACUGGCUGGUUGGAAUGAUUUACAGCACGUCAAGGUGAAAGUACUUCACUCAGAGGUAUUCAAGCACCAGAUGCACCACAAUGGGCAAACUCGCAAGCCAAUUGGGGACGUGGAUCAAGGACUAAGCUUGCGUUUAGGUCGUAUGGGUUUAGGUACUGAAUUCAAUACCAUGGCUUGUGAUUUCCAAGGCAAUGCAUUUUGUGCUGCACAGAUGGGGAAAUGGCAAGGCAAGCUUUGGUAUAACACACCAGUCUCACAAUGGGGCGCACGCUUAAAAUAUCACAUCAAUCCUGAACUAUUUGCACAAGUGGGGGUGUUUGAAUACAACCCUGAUAAUGCUUUAGAGCGACAAGGCUGGAAUUUGGAUACAAAGCAUGCCGAUGGUGUCAAUAUUCUUUCUGAAGUGGUGUGGUCACCUAAGCAGGGUGUGAAUAAUUUAUCAGGCAGUUAUCGUAUUGGUACGCUUUACAAUACUGCUGAUGAGGCUAAAAAUCAGUAUGAUGUGGGCUAUAAAGCAGGAACUAAGGCUGAAGAUCGUACAUAUGGCGGUUGGAUUGCGUUUGAACAGCAAUUGACUUCAACUGGAGAGGGGAAACGCGGUUUACACAGUUUUGGUAACUUCACCAUUCAUGAUCGUACGACGACAGCCGUAAAUGAUUCACAGCAACUUGGCCUAAAAUACUAUGGUCUGUUUGAUGCUCAACCAAACGAUAUUCUUGGUUUGGCUGUAAAUCGGGACACCUUUAUGCAAAGAGUGAAACAUCUAAAAAUUAAUACAACACUACUUUGCUUAACGGUAUGUAUCACACAGAGCUUAUAUGCUGAAGUGGAAUCUCAAGAUUCCAUUCAGCAAGAUUCUACUCAGCAACUUCCAACCAUCAAAAUUGAAGCAACACGUUCUGAUACCAGCAUAUUAAACACCCCAGCAUCGGUAUAUAGAGUUGAUCAACAACAAAGUCAAAAUAAUAUUGGGGUAAACCUCACUGAAACACUCAAAGGAAUUCCGGGUUUACAGCUCAAUAAUCGUGAAAAUUAUGCCCAAGACUUACAACUGUCUAUGCGCGGAUUUGGCGCACGUUCAACUUUUGGGGUACGUGGAAUUCGUCUUUAUGUCGAUGGGAUUCCUGCGACGAUGCCAGACGGACAAGGCCAAACUUCAAAUAUUGAUUUAACGAGCUUAGAUCAUAUUGAAGUACUUGGUGGGCCCUUUUCAUCACUGUAUGGAAACUCCUCUGGGGGGACUAUUCUCACCACGACCAAAGAAGGAACAGGGCGUGAUUCGGUCGAGUUAGGAUAUUCAGGUGGCAGUAAUAAUAAAGGCCGUGCUGACAUCACCUUACAAGGUGGUGCAGAUAAAGCCAAUGAACCGAGCUAUGUGAUCAGUUCUUCUUAUUUUGAUACCGAUGGUUAUCGUGACCACAGUGCCGCAAGAAAAGUGUUGAGCAAUGCCAAACUCACGUGGGACUUAGAUGAUGGUUCUAAGAUCAAUUGGCUGAUCAAUCAUGUGGAUAUUUCCGCUGAUGAUCCACAAGGUUUGACUCGUGAGCAAUGGAAGCAAAAUCCUAAACAGGUCAAUGACAGUAAAAAUAUCUAUGAUGUUCGUAAAGAUAUUAACCAAACACAGACAGGUAUCAAUUGGACUAAGCCCCUGAAUGAUCAACAAGAGCUUUAUAGUAUGGCCUAUAUUGGUCAUCGUGAAGUGACUCAAUACCAGUCUAUUCCAAGUUCUGCUCAAAAGAAUCCACGCCAUGCAGGUGGGGUGAUUGAUUUCGAACGAGAUUUUUAUGGUGCUGAUUUACGUUGGACUGGCAAAGACUUAUUACCGAAUACACGGAUCAGUGCGGGCUUGGCUUAUGAUGCGAUGAAUGAAGAUCGUCAAGGAUAUGAGAAUUUUAAUGCCAAGGGUGAAUAUGGGGUAAAAGGUAAUUUACGCCGUGAUGAACGAAAUACUUUAUGGAAUUUAGAUCCUUAUCUUCAGGCAUCUUGGCAGUUUUUGCCGACUGUACGUCUAGAUACAGGAUUGCGCUAUAGCAAUGUUCAUUAUGAGUCGAAAGAUCACUACAUCAUUGGUUUAAAUGGCGAUGACAGUGGUCAAACCGAUUAUAACAAAUUGCUCCCAUCGGCUGCCUUUACUUGGGAAGUUACCCCAGAUCUCAGUACUUAUAUCAGUUAUGCCAAAGGCUUUGAAACACCAACCUUUACCGAAAUGGCCUAUCCAACAGAAGGAACGGCAGGGAUUAACUUUGCGCUUAAACCUUCAACCAGUGAUAACUAUGAGCUUGGUUUAAAAGCACAAAAUCGUCUAGGUAAUUUUACCGCCGCAGUUUUCCAAAGUAAUACCCAAGAUGACAUCGUUUCUGCGGGAACACUCAAUGGACGUGCAACCUAUCAAAAUGCAGAUAAAACACUGCGCCAAGGGGUAGAGCUGUCUUGGAAUAAAAAGUUGUGGAAAAAUUUAACGGCUCAAGCCAGUUAUAGUUUCCUUGAUGCAACAUUUGAUGCAGAUAUUCCCAACACUGAUCCUAAAAAAGUUAUCCAAAGUGGCAAUUACAUUCCCGGAAUUGCAAAAAACCAAGCCUUUGUAUCUUUCGGCUGGUUGCCUGAGCAGGGCUUUAACGCGGGUGUCGAUGUUCGAUAUAUGGAUAAAAUCUAUGUAGACGAUCUCAAUACAGAUACUGCACCAAGUUAUACAGUAACCAGUAUGAAUGUCGGUUAUAUCUGGAAAAACAACGAUUGGAAAGUGCGUAGUUUUGUUCGAGUUGAUAAUUUAUUCGAUAAAAAUUAUGUCGGUUCAGUCAUUGUGAAUGAUGGUAAUAGUCGAUUCUUUGAACCUGCUGAUGGUAUUAACUGGAGUGCAGGACUCAGUGUCACCAAACAGUUCUAA
This is a messenger RNA of Oppiella nova, 3054 nucleotides long. Lineage: Eukaryota; Metazoa; Arthropoda; Arachnida; Sarcoptiformes; Oppiidae. The record is from the annotation of a GenBank genome assembly.